Phycomyces blakesleeanus NRRL 1555(-) is the source of this 432-nucleotide messenger RNA. RefSeq names its product Homeodomain-like DNA binding domain-containing transcription factor. The transcript has 2 exons. The record is from RefSeq and is a predicted model, not a curated record. Bases 1 to 432 code for a protein of 143 amino acids. NCBI's taxonomy places the organism in Eukaryota, Fungi, Mucoromycota, Mucoromycetes, Mucorales, Phycomycetaceae.
AUGUCUAAUAUUCAAAACCCUUACCAUCAUCUAUUGCACAAGAGACUUUCUGACACACAGAAAGAGCUGAUUUUAGAGCUUCAUCGAGCCGGAAUGGUUGAUGCCGGCAUUUCAACUAACCUCGACAUCCCUACACGUACAAUUAGCCGCCUUGUAACAAAAUAUGAGACAACAGGGUUCGUAGAGUACAAAAGCUGCCCAGGAAGACCCAGGCUUCUCACACCCAGAAAAGAGCCCUUUCUUCUCUCAAUUAUCAAGAAAGAUCACCAAAAAAUUCUGGCAGAAUUGGCCCAGAAUCUAAAGGAGGAAACAGGAAAAUCGGUCAGUAAUAAAACUAUUAGCAAGGCUCUGGACAGAAUGGGUGUGCGCUAUUCUACACCCUCUAAGUUAAUUAAAGAAUCUACACUGACAUCUGAAUAUUCGAAAAUAUGA